UCCUUCUCUCUCUCUCUCUCUCUCUCUCUCUCUCUCUCUCUCUCUCUCUCUCUCCCUCUCUCUUCCCUCCCUGUCCCUCUCCUCUCUUAGCUCCCUAAUAUUAAAGAGAAAAUGCUGCUAUCAGUGACUUCCAGACCUGGGAUUUCGACUUUGGGCUAUAACAAGAACAACAAAAAGCCAUAUGUGUCGUUGUCUCAGCAGAUGGCACCACCUAGUCCAAGCAACAGUACGCCUAACAGCAGCAGUGGGAGCAAUGGAAAUGACCAGCUGAGCAAAACCAACCUCUACAUCCGGGGUUUGCAGCCGGGCACUACUGACCAGGACCUUGUCAAGUUGUGUCAGUCAUAUGGCAAGAUUGUCUCCACUAAGGCCAUACUGGACAAGACCACAAACAAAUGCAAAGGCUAUGGCUUUGUGGACUUCGACAGUCCUUCGGCCGCACAGAAGGCCGUGACAGCACUGAAAGCCAGCGGCGUCCAGGCACAGAUGGCAAAGCAACAGGAGCAGGACCCUACAAAUUUGUACAUAUCAAACCUCCCGCUGUCAAUGGAUGAGCAAGAACUGGAGGGAAUGCUGAAGCCCUUUGGCCAAGUUAUCUCCACUCGAAUCCUUCGAGACACCAGCGGGACCAGCAGAGGGGUUGGCUUUGCAAGGAUGGAAUCCACAGAGAAGUGUGAAGCCAUCAUCACCCACUUUAAUGGAAAAUAUAUUAAGACACCCCCUGGAGUACCAGCCCCAUCAGAUCCGUUGCUUUGCAAAUUUGCUGACGGUGGUCCAAAGAAACGACAGAACCAAGGAAAAUUUGUGCCAAAUGGACGGGCCUGGCCAAGGAAUGGAGACAUGGGUGGUAUGGCCUUGACCUAUGACCCCUCCACAGCUCUUCAGAAUGGGUUUUACCCAGGUCCUUACAGCAUCACUCCCAACAGGAUGCUCACGCAGUCUGCACUCUCCCCCUAUCUCCCAUCUCCCGUGUCUUCCUACCAGAGAGAGGAAGGGAGAGGGAGAAACAUCGAUGUGAAAGAGAAAUAUCGAUCGACUGCCUCCUGCCAGCACCCCAGACUGGGCAUCAAGCCGGCAACCUGGAGAGUAACUCAGACAUCGCCUCUACAAGCACCUAACCCGUCGUGGCUGCACCACCAGUCAUACCUCAUACAGCCUUCAUACAUGCCAACUGCGGCCGCCAUGCAAGGAGCUUACAUCUCCCAGUACACCCCAGUGCCUUCUUCCAACGUGUCAGUUGAGGAGAACAGCGGCCAGCAAAAUCAGGUGACUAUGGAUGCUCCCUCAGACCACGGGGUCUAUUCUUUCCAGUUCAACAAGUAACAGGGGACUCCCCUCCCCGUCUUUGUUGAAUACAAAUGAAUUCUUGGAGAUGCUGAUGCUCCCAGACUCCAGAGGGCUAACCAGGAAUACAGAUCAUCUGUGGGCCCCGCUAAGACCUACCACUUGGCCUUCGUUUCUCACCGGCCUGGGCCUGAGAAAGAAAUCUCAGCACUCGUGUCCUCUGCUCUUCCUCCAUUCCUGAAGGAGCCUCAGGAACCAGGGAACCCGCACUUUGUGUGUGUGCUACAUUCAAAGGAAUCAAAACAACCUUUUUUUUCUUUCUUUUGCAAAUAAAGUUUUAUGUGUUGUUUUGUUUUUUAAAAACUGCAAUAUGCAAUUCCCUUAUCCCAAAGAGACAUGGUGCCUGGAACUUCUUAUCUUUAGGAAAAACACUUUUUGAUGUGUUGAACUUAUCUGAGAAGGCUUUUAAACUUUUUUUGUUAUUUUUUCUCUCUUAAAAAAAAAGGAAAAAAGAAAGGAGUGGUGCUAAAACAUUGAAGGAUUCCUACUGUGGGCCCUUCUUCCUGAGUUUAGUUAUGGACUUAUUUUGGUCUAAGAAAAUAUGCAGUUUUAAAUUUUUGCUUUAUAAAGCUCGUCACUCACA
Messenger RNA from Myotis lucifugus (little brown bat), 1927 nucleotides. RefSeq names its product RNA binding motif single stranded interacting protein 2 (gene RBMS2). NCBI's taxonomy places the organism in Eukaryota, Metazoa, Chordata, Mammalia, Chiroptera, Vespertilionidae. Gene Ontology annotation, molecular function: mRNA 3'-UTR binding; poly(A) binding; poly(U) RNA binding. The record is from RefSeq and is a predicted model, not a curated record. The coding region runs from base 112 to 1323 and encodes 403 amino acids. Gene Ontology annotation, cellular component: nucleus; ribonucleoprotein complex; cytosol. The transcript has 14 exons.